Messenger RNA from Thamnophis sirtalis, 1053 nucleotides. The record is from RefSeq and is a predicted model, not a curated record. Lineage: Eukaryota; Metazoa; Chordata; Lepidosauria; Squamata; Natricidae.
GAGCCUGAAGGACAACGACUUGACUGGCAUGGCCUUCAUCGACACCCAGCUCUACAUCCACCAGAUGAUCAGCGUCAAGAACUUCAUCCUGGCCGCUGAUGUCAUGAAGAGCAUCUCGCUGCUGCGCUACCAGGAGGAGAGCAAGACCCUCUCACUCGUCAGCCGGGACGCCAAGCCCCUGGAGGUCUACAGCGUGGACUUCAUGGUGGAUAACGCCCAGCUGGGGUUCCUUGUGUCCGACAGGGACCGGAACCUCCUGGUGUAUAUGUACCUGCCUGAAGGUGAGAAGAAGCAGAGGAAUUUACGGUUCAUUAAACGUAUCUUCCCUCUGGCUCUAGGGAAGAGGGACGGGCUGAGAGAUCCUUCUCUUUCUCUGCGGAGAUUCGGAUCCACCACGCUGGACGGAGGGAUGGGCCUGCUGCUGCCCAUGCAGGAGAAGACCUACCGGCGGCUCCUGAUGCUGCAGAACGCCCUGACCUCCAUGCUGCCCCACCACGCCGGCCUCAACCCCCGGGCCUUCAGGAUGCUGCACGUGGACCGGCGCAUCCUGCAGAACGCCGUCCGUAACAUCCUGGACGGGGAGCUGCUCAACCGCUACCUCUACCUGAGCACCAUGGAGCGCAGCGAGCUGGCCAAGAAAAUCGGCACCACGCCGGACAUUAUCCUGGAGGACCUCCUGGAGAUCGAUCGCGUGACCGCCCAUUUCUAGGGUGGGAGGGGUCUCUGCUGCAAUGGAAGCAGUUGGACGUGCCCCCCCUCCUCCCCGACCCCCAAGUUGCUGCGUUGCCUGUUGUGUUGGUGUUUGUUUUUGUUUAAAAAAAAAGCGAUAAAUGAAAUAUUUGUAUAAAAUGUUCCGGAUUUGUACAGAAACGACCAAGUGGUGUUGACUGGUGUGCUGUGAACCAAGUGGCGGAGGAAUCCUGGUUUAUGCUGCGGGGACAUAAUAUCUGUUUGUGGCUGGUGGGUGGGGAGGAGUAAGUGGGGCCCCCAGACCUAAAUCUGCCCUCGAGGGAGGAAACGAUCUCAAUUCUGUCCCCCAAAAGUGCUUUUUUU